AUGGGGGAAGGAAAGCAAGGAGUGAUGGUUGAAAUGCAUAAGGGAGUGAUGGGUAUUUCUCAGAACCCCAUAGGACAAUUGCAAGUCAAGUUCAAGGAAUUGGAGAAUGGGUUCAGGGCAUGGUUGGCCAAGCAGUCUAUGCCUGUCGAGGCCGCCAUCGUCACAGCUACCAGCGCCGCCCAAGGCGCCGCCAUCGGUGCCUUCAUGGGCACCAUCACCAACGACGUCUCGUCCUCUAUCCCCACUCCGCCGCCUGGUGCCGCUAACUUCAAUCCCCAAGCUAUGGCCUCCCUCCAACAAGCCCAGGCUCUUUCAGGAGGUCCCAUGGUGCAAGCCCGCAAUUUUGCCGUGAUGACAGGAGUUAAUGCUGGCAUAUCUUGUGUCAUGAAAAGAUUAAGAGGCAAGGAGGACGUCCAUGUAAAGACUUUCAUUGGAAAAAACCCUAACUUGCCUGAACAGUUCAUGUUCAGAUCAAGCAAUUCCAUGCUUCCCAAGGAUUAA
Molecule: messenger RNA, 501 nt
Organism: Ilex paraguariensis (yerba mate)
Lineage: Eukaryota; Viridiplantae; Streptophyta; Magnoliopsida; Aquifoliales; Aquifoliaceae
Source: the annotation of a GenBank genome assembly